This is a messenger RNA of Mangifera indica (mango), 2209 nucleotides long. RefSeq names its product 3-hydroxy-3-methylglutaryl-coenzyme A reductase 1-like. Gene Ontology annotation, molecular function: protein binding; hydroxymethylglutaryl-CoA reductase (NADPH) activity. Lineage: Eukaryota; Viridiplantae; Streptophyta; Magnoliopsida; Sapindales; Anacardiaceae. Gene Ontology annotation, cellular component: endoplasmic reticulum membrane; peroxisomal membrane. The transcript is spliced from 4 exons. Gene Ontology annotation, biological process: isoprenoid biosynthetic process; coenzyme A metabolic process; sterol biosynthetic process. The record is from RefSeq and is a predicted model, not a curated record. Bases 93 to 1805 code for a protein of 570 amino acids.
UCCUUCAGACUAGGUUCAUCCCUCCAAACAAACACGAUCACUUUUCUGGCUUCGUGAAUUUCUAAACCUCUGUUUCCGCUGUAAUAUCGGAAAUGGACGUUCGUCGGCGACCAACUAAGCCACCACGCGUGGGCGGAGGGAGCAAUCAUCAUGGCAACAACGCAGAGAAACGGUUGCCGUUGCCUGCGCCUAAAGCAUCGGACGCGUUGCCGCUUCCUCUCUACCUAACGAACGCCAUUUUCUUCACGCUCUUCUUUUCCGUUCUGUAUUACCUGUUGCACCGAUGGCGUGACAAGAUCCGAAACUCAACUCCGCUUCACGUGGUCACGCUUGCCGAAAUCGCCGCCAUUGUGUCGCUCAUCGCUUCGUUCAUUUACUUGCUUGGCUUUUUCGGCAUUGACUUCGUCCAGUCUUUCAUCUUACGCGCCUCUAACGACGCGUGGGAUCUGGACGAAGAAACGGAAACAAUAAUUAGUUGCCCUCCUGCCCGUUCCCCGACGACGAUUGCUAAAUUAGUCAAACCCGAGCCUAUAAUUACAACUUUGUCCUCCUUAGAAGACGAGGAAAUUGUUAAGGCCGUUGUGGACGGUAAAAUUCCUUCGUACUCGCUUGAAUCAAAGAUUGGGGACUAUAAACGAGCAACUGAGAUUCGACGGGAGGCGCUACAGAGAAUGACUGGUAGAUCGUUACAAGGAUUACCGUUGGAUGGAUUUGAUUACGAGUCAAUUUUAGGUCAAUGUUGUGAAAUGCCGGUGGGAUAUGUGCAGAUUCCUGUGGGAAUCGCUGGACCGUUAUUGCUUGAUGGAUUUGAACACAUCGUACCGAUGGCAACUACUGAAGGGUGUUUGGUUGCAAGUGCGAAUAGAGGGUGUAAGGCUAUCUAUGCGUCUGGUGGUGCCACAACUGUGCUUUUGAGAGAUGGGAUGACGAGGGCGCCUGUUGUGCGAUUUGGAAGUGCUAAGAGAGCUGCCGAGCUGAAGUUCUUCUUGGAGGAUCCUAACAAUUUCGAAACUUUGGCUGUCGUUUUUAACAGGUCGAGUAGAUUUGCAAGGCUCCAACAUAUUCAAUGCUCUCUUGCUGGGAAGAAUCUGUAUGCCAGAUUUAGUUGUAGCACAGGUGACGCAAUGGGAAUGAAUAUGGUUUCUAAAGGAGUUCAGAAUGUCCUUGAAUUUCUUCAAAAUGAGUUUCCUGAUAUGGAGGUUGUGGGAUUAACUGGAAACUUUUGUUCGGAUAAGAAACCUGCUGCUGUAAAUUGGAUUGAAGGACGUGGCAAAUCAGUUGUUUGUGAGGCAACAAUAAGGGGAGAAGUAGUGAAACAGGUUUUGAAAACUAAUGUCGCUACUCUGGCAGAGCUCAACAUGCUAAAGAACCUUGUGGGCUCUGCUGUUGCUGGUGCUCUUGGUGGAUUUAAUGCCCAGGCUGCCAACAUUGUCUCUGCAGUCUUUAUAGCAACUGGCCAAGAUCCAGCACAAAAUGUUGAGAGUUCUCAUUGCAUCACCAUGAUGGAAGCUGUCAAUGACGGGAAAGAUCUGCACAUAUCUGUCACUAUGCCAUCCAUUGAGGUAGGUACAGUUGGAGGUGGCACUCAACUUGCAUCUCAGUCUGCCUGCCUGAAUUUACUAGGUGUGAAGGGUGCGAGCAAAGAAUCCCCUGGAUCAAACUCAAGGCUCUUGGCCACUAUUGUUGCCGGUGCAGUUCUUGCAGGGGAGCUCUCCCUGAUGUCUGCAAUUGCAGCCGGGCAACUUGUCCAGAGUCAUAUGAAAUACAACAGAUCCAGCAAAGAUGUAUGUAAAGCUGCAUCAUAAACGGUGAUGUGCACUCAUCAGUUAAAUUUGUAAUGGAAAUAAACAUUGAACAGGAAGAUAAAAAGGAAAGGGUAGGGGAAGGCAGAAAGUUAAGCUGUGCAAUCCUUGCUGCCAAUGUGGAAGUUUUCUAGGGUCAUGAACUUCAAUUAAAAGGGCCCCCAGUUAAAAUAUUGGGUCUGUGUUGUGUCGUAAUACUGAAAGUUUUAUCUGUCUUUGGCCUGGGACCAUGCCUUGUAUCUUUUGUCACAUUGUAUACAAGAUUGUGAACUCCCUGGACGCUGGUUUGGGUAACGCAGUCUAAAUCCUGUGGCAUGUAAUUAUUCUUCAACCGCUUUGUGUGAUUUUGCCCUAACUUCUGUAUUUCCUAUUAAUCGUUAAUUUCAGUUUCUCUUUCAAGUGACUCA